GACUUAGGCAUGGAGAAUUUCCAGAAAGUAGAGAAAAUUGGUGAGGGUACAUACGGUGUAGUAUAUAAGGCUAAAAACAAAAUCACCGGGGAAGUUGUGGCGCUGAAAAAGAUCCGAUUAGAUACGGAAACUGAAGGAGUUCCAAGUACAGCAAUCCGUGAAAUAUCCCUCCUGAAGGAACUCAGCCAUCCUAAUAUUGUAAAGUUACUGGAUGUGAUUCACACAGAAAACAAACUUUACCUCGUCUUUGAGUUCCUCCAUCAGGACCUAAAGAAGUUUAUGGAUGCCUCUACUGUCUCUGGGAUCGCAAUGCCACUGGUUAAGAGUUACUUGUACCAGCUGCUGCAGGGCCUGGCAUUUUGCCACUCGCACAGAGUACUACAUCGGGACCUCAAACCCCAAAAUCUUUUAAUUAAUGCCAAUGGAGACAUAAAGCUUGCAGACUUUGGACUGGCAAGGGCAUUUGGUGUGCCAGUACGGACAUAUACACAUGAGGUGGUUACUUUAUGGUACCGAGCUCCUGAAAUACUUCUAGGAUGCAAGUAUUACUCCACUGCUGUUGAUAUCUGGAGUUUGGGGUGCAUCUUUGCUGAAAUGAUUACCAGAAGAGCACUCUUCCCUGGAGACUCAGAGAUAGACCAGCUUUUUCGAAUAUUUCGGACCUUGGGCACGCCAGAUGAGGUGGUGUGGCCGGGUGUCGCACGAAUGCCUGACUAUAAACCUACUUUCCCAAAAUGGGCAUGGCAAGAUUUGAGUAAAGUAAUACCCCCUCUAGACGAGGAUGGCAGAGACCUGCUGGCUCAAAUGCUUACUUAUGAUCCUAACAAGCGAGUUUCUGCCAAAACUGCACUUUGUCAUCGUUUCUUCCAGGAUGUAACACGGACAGUGCCUCAUCUGCGAACCUAAAAUCCUGAUUGGGCUGCAGGUUCCCUUUGUAAAGCACACCUGCAGUGGCAUCAGGGAGAGGGAGUUAGAAGACCACUGAGAGGGAUGCAUAAUUACAGUGUUGUAAAGUUGCUCCUUGUUGCUGCCACAGAAUCUUAAAUGAUUGCUGCAAUCUGAAGAGGUGCCAUAGAAAUUUAUCUCUUGUUAUACAAAUAUAGACUACAUUAUGCAGGCAUUUGAGUUUUUGAGGAACAUUUCAGGUAUAUCCAUACCUAUUAUAAGGAGCAUUUUAUGAGUGGGUUAGGGGCAUCCUGACCAUAUUUUAUUUUCUUGUUCAAGUUAUAGUGAAGCUUGGCUCAAGGACCAAAAGUGUUCAUAAAAGCAGUUAUCCUGUUUUCCAAAUAGGCAAGGGUAUACACAUGAGAGUGCUGGUUUAGUGCUGGAACUAUCCAUUUUAUGCACCUGAUAGCUAAUGUAAUUGGUGCUGUUAGCUCCUAUGCAGUUGUUUUACCCAGGGCAUCCUGCUAUUUAAUAAUGAGUUUCUGUUACUUUAAUGCAGCUUUACUGAACUCCUUGGAUAAGUGUUGUUAGCAAGGCCUAGAGGAAAUUUGGUGGCCAGAUGGACAGAGAGAGAGUGGAUUGUAUCUGAUGGUUCUUGCAUUUUCUUUUUUUUUCUAGCUUGAGAGAUUUAAGAGGAAAAUAUUUACUAGAUAUUUUAAAACCUUCUCUCUAGUGCUGUAUUCUCUGUGAAAUGUAAGUUUGGACAGUGCAGUCUUAGUUGGGAUGGGGUGGAAGAUCUGGUUAGGGAGAAGGUCAUAGUCUGGCUUUUACAGGCUUGAUACUGAAGGGUUGUGUGUAAAUCAUUGAAACUUAUGAGUGAAUGGAUGUGGGAGUCGCUGUUUUUGUGGAAGGCUGGCAUACCAAGUUGGCCACUCAUGAAGCACAGAUGACUAUCCUAAAGGAAGCUAUUUAAUUGGGCAGGUGAAGUUUAAGUUAACAUCUCACCAAGGAACUCUUAAGGGAAUUGUUUGGGAGAGAACCUAGCCAGAUACUAUGCUAUUAUCAUAACAUGUCUUGCUGUACUAGUGUAUGUCAUGCCAUUUGUAAUGUUAAGGACCUAAUCCAUAGCUGUUUAGGGGUGGGGGCAUCCAAAUUGUAUGCAUCUCCUAGAUUACUGUCUUAUUAUUGUUUGUGCUGUGGUUCCUUUACUGCUACUCCUGGUUCAAUCCAUCAUAUUGUAUUCAUAAGGACAGGACUGGAGUUUUAAUUUUAUUUUAUUCUGCUGCAGCUACUGUAUUGGUCAUUUCCCAAAACAUUUCAAGAACACAAAAAGAAAGCUGAGAAGGCAUACAUCGGUUUGCAGCUCUUCUUUGUGUGUCUGUUAUUUCCUACCCAUAUGCUGUCUUUGAGGAUUGAUUUGAGUUGAUUUUUGUUUCAUCACAGGACCUUGAUUAUUACUGUGUGUGUGUGUGUGUGUGU
Molecule: messenger RNA, 2364 nt
Organism: Protopterus annectens (West African lungfish)
Lineage: Eukaryota; Metazoa; Chordata; Ceratodontiformes; Protopteridae
Gene: CDK2
Product: cyclin dependent kinase 2
Exons: 7
Coding region: 10-906 (298 amino acids)
Biological process (GO): regulation of gene expression; protein phosphorylation; G1/S transition of mitotic cell cycle
Cellular component (GO): cytoplasm; cyclin-dependent protein kinase holoenzyme complex; nucleus
Molecular function (GO): cyclin-dependent protein serine/threonine kinase activity; cyclin binding; ATP binding
Source: RefSeq, a predicted model, not a curated record